Molecule: messenger RNA, 1128 nt
Organism: Cylindrotheca closterium
Lineage: Eukaryota; Bacillariophyta; Bacillariophyceae; Bacillariales; Bacillariaceae
Source: the annotation of a GenBank genome assembly
AUGAUUGCCCAUCAACGAGCUCUUAUUCGCAUCAGCAAGGCGCGUUGCUCAUUCUCUACAAAAACUGGCGCUGUGGCUGAUCUCGCUUCCAAGUCAACCCCAACGUCGUCGCCAACCCAGAACGGGAAAAAACUUCGCCUGGUCGUUGCUGUUGGUGGGAAUGCUCUCCAAAGAAGAGGCGAACGUCUAACUAUUGAGAACAUGCUCAAGGCUGCCUCUGAUAUGGCACCAGUCCUGGCAGAACUUGCAAAGACUCAUGAAUUGGUACUUACACAUGGGAAUGGUCCUCAGGUAGGAGAGCUUGCCUUAGAACGUGCUGCCGCAACCUUUGAUGUAUUGGGCGCUGAGAGCUGUGGGCAGAUAGGAUAUGUUCUGAGUCAGUCGCUCGCCUCUGCAGGAGUCACGGCUGUCCCAAUUCUUACUCAGGUAGUCGUCGAUCAAUAUUCUGAAGCUUUCAAGGAUCCAACUAAGUAUGUUGGUCCAAUCUAUGGGAAAGUUGAAGCCCAAGCUCUGCAACAGAGUCUAGGCUGGACCAUCAAGCCUGAUGGCGAAUAUUUCCGUCGUGUUGUUCCUUCUCCUCUGCCAUUGGAGAUUUUGCAACUCGAUGCCGUCAAGACACUUCUGGAGCAUAACCACAAGGUCCUUCCUAUCGUUUGUGGCGGUGGCGGUGUGCCCGUAGCUCGUGUUCCUGCUUGCCCAACAACUCUACAAGGUGUCGAGGCAGUUAUUGACAAAGAUGCUUGUGGUGCCAAGCUAGCAGUUGAGUUGGAAGCUGAUGGUUACAUAAUUUUAACAGAUGGUGGAGGUAUCUGGGAGAACUUCGGAAAGCCUGAAGCCCGAGAGAUGGAGGCAGCAACACCUGAGUAUUUGCGAGGAACAGGGGCUGGUAAAAAGUACCCUGGAUCCAUGGGGCCAAAGGUACAAGCAGCAAUCGAUUUCGUCGAAAAGUCGAAAAAGAGCGGAGUUUGGUCAGCCAUCGGUGACCUAAAGGAUGCUGCUGCGAUUGUGGAAGGAAAAGAAGGAACGUACAUUAAGGAGGAUGUCAAGGAAGGCGGCGGAGUGAUUUGGAGGAGCGGCAGGUCGGGUCCGCCGAGAAAAGAGUCGCACGAUCCUCCGGCUAGAGCCUAA